AAGGCCUAUGAUCUCAUAUUUUAAUUUCUUCUAUAUAUGUUCACUUAAAAUUUUAUGAGUAUUUAGUUACUCCAUUUUAUGAAUUUAGAAGAAACGAAGCUCCACUAGAAUCAACAAUGGUGGCAGCAAGAGCUUCCUCCGUCGUUCUGCAACCAACAAGAAAGCAGCGCAAGCUUCUCAAACGAAAAGCGAAAGUCAGGGAGAAGCGGAAAUCCAUGAAGGAGAAGAAGCUCAAGGAAAAAUCGAAUGUCACUCCACUCGUGACCAAGUACUGGUUCCAGCGGUACGAUCUCUUCUCCAAAUACGACGUAGGCAUCAAAUUGGAUGAAGAGGGGUGGUUUUCCGUCACGCCGGAGGAAAUAGCCUCCAGUCAGGCCCGCCGCUUCGCCGGUGCCGGUGUUGUGAUUGAUGCUUUCUCUGGUGUUGGAGGAAACGCAAUUCAGUUCGCGAAAGUGUGCCAUCAUGUUGUUGCCGUUGAAAUUGACCCAAAGAAGGUUGCCCUGGCAUCUCAUAAUGCUAAGAUUUAUGGUGUUCAAGAUAAAAUAGAUUUCGUAGUGGGAGAUUUUUUCCAGGUUGCUCCUUUCUUGAAGGGAGACGUGGUAUUUCUUUCACCACCUUGGGGUGGACCGUCAUAUAAGGCAAAAGAAAAUUUUACACUCGACUUAUUGAAGCCAAAAGACGGCCAUUCUUUGUUUCAAGUUGCCCAGGCGAUAACACCAAACAUCGUCAUGUUCUUGCCUCGAAACGUCGAUGUGCUCCAAGCAAGCGAGCUUUCAUGGCUGUCUUCUCCUCCAUUAGAUAUUGAGGUGGAAGAGAAUUUGGUGCAUGGUAGGUUGAAGGGAAUUACAGUCUAUUUUGGAGACUCGAAGUUGUGUCUGUAGCCACCAUUUGGUUGUCCCUUGUCAUAGAGGUAACAUCAGCUGAGCCGAAUGCCAGUAAGCUCGAGCAGUUGGAUACUGAACUCAAGCUCGAAUAGGUAAAUAUUCAUUAACUUAAGCUCGCUUGCCAAUUUUCUGUAACUGUUAUUCAGGCUCGAGCUCGACUUGUGUUAAAAAUGCGGAACUUGUUAUUUGAGCUCGAGCACGACAGCCAAGGCAUGAGCUUGAGCUUGUUCAAAAGCUUGUCUAACUUAAAAUGAAGAGCAUGAAGCAUUGACACUUUAUCAUGAAGCUCAUACGAUAUUGUUCGAGAUUAAUCGUACCAUUCGCACUUUGCUAUUCCUUGAAUAUAUAUGUGUUGCUAAACUCAACAUAUCGCCGAAAUAUAUGUGUUGGAAUUUGUUUGCAACAAAUGUAUUCGUUUGAAAAGGAUGUGUAUUUCUUUGGAAAAACAUACUGAUUAAGGUGGAUAUUUUAAUAAAUUACGCAGGCUUGGAAUUUUAUAAAA
Molecule: messenger RNA, 1386 nt
Organism: Salvia splendens (bonfire salvia)
Lineage: Eukaryota; Viridiplantae; Streptophyta; Magnoliopsida; Lamiales; Lamiaceae
Product: trimethylguanosine synthase
Exons: 6
Coding region: 117-881 (254 amino acids)
Biological process (GO): 7-methylguanosine cap hypermethylation
Cellular component (GO): nucleus
Molecular function (GO): RNA cap trimethylguanosine synthase activity
Source: RefSeq, a predicted model, not a curated record